Messenger RNA from Phascolarctos cinereus (koala), 5446 nucleotides. Lineage: Eukaryota; Metazoa; Chordata; Mammalia; Diprotodontia; Phascolarctidae. The record is from RefSeq and is a predicted model, not a curated record.
CCAAUAGCUCACUGUUUAGUAGGACUUCAGAGUUUACAAAGCAACAGCUAUGUGAGGCUGGUGUAGACCGUUUCAAACGAGGAAACGGAGGUGAAAUGACCUGUUCACAGGUCUAGCAAACUCCAGAGCACGGAGUGGAAGUCGAAUCCCAUUCCGUGGACGCUGCUCCUACCGAGGGAGGCUCAGUUGUCUGAAACUCAACAAAAGUUCUCGAUGAAUUCUCCUUACAGAGUGUCACGAGCAAACCGCAACUUGAAGAGAAAGCACGCGGGGGAGUUCUGGGGAAGUCUUCCUGCCCCCGGAGAUGCUCACAAUUGAGGCCAAAUUAAAAGGUGUACAUAAAUAAAAAGGGCAAAACCUCCGCUCCCUGGCUCAGAGCCCCAUCCCCACCUGUCCAGUGGCAGGAGGUGCCUGUUCUGAGGCCGGUCCCAGGGGGCCUACCCGAGCUGCGAGGGCGCAGAAGUUACGGGGAAAGGGGCCAAGGGGCGCAGCAAAGCACGCCCCACUGGAGGGCAGCUGGCCGCCUGCGACCUCUAGAACUCUAGGACCGGACAGCGGGGGCUGGUGGCUCAGAGAGCUGCAGGGACCUGGAGAGGAGGGCGGCGGGAGGGGAGUGGGCGGGCAGCCCCUCCCUGGGAUGACGUUCCUCCAGCCCUGGGGUUCCGCAGCCGGUCUAUCCGCUCUCUGCCUCCUCGUCCCUCCCCGCCGGGGCCGAAAGGACGGCGGCGCCUCCCGGAGUUUCCUGUCCCUAGGGUUCUCUCCAGCCCGCGGCCGGCCGGGAUGCAGCCCGGGUAAUUGGGGAGCAGGCUCCCUUCCCACUUAGAACGAUGCUGGGCAGCAGAAGGGAGCCAGGUCGGAGUCCUGGGUAGCAGGAGAAACAGGGAAGAGGGGAGGGAAGGAAGGGUCCGGAGAAGAGGUUCCAGGCGCCAGGAGGAGCGAUGGAGCCGGGGCCCGUGGACGCCUGGGACCCGUACCGCCGCCCGGCUCGCCGUACGCAGUGGCUGGUCAGUGCCCUGGCCCAUCACUACCGUCUAGACCGAGGCGUGGAAAACGAGAUCGUGGUGCUGGCCACCGGGCUGGACCAGUACCUGCAGGAGGUCUUCCACCACCUGGACUGCAAAGGAGACGGCCGCCUGCCCGGGGAGGACUUUCGUGUGCUGUGCAGGGUGCUGGGGCUACGGCCUGGGGCUGGUCUAGGCGCUGAGGGGGGAUGCAGCGAGGAAGAGGAGGACGAAGAGGAGCGCGCCGCGCUCUGGGACGACCUGGCCCCGGAGCUCACCUUUCGCCAAUUCCACGCCCGCCUCUGUGGCUACUUCAGCACCCGAGCCGGGGCACGGGAGGGUCCGGAGGGGAGCCGGCUGCCGGUGGGGCCUGAGAGUGAGCACAUCGAGACCCAGAUCCGGCUGCGCAGCCCCCUGCGCCGGCGCCGGGAGCGGCCCGGGGCGUCUGCUGUCCCGGCUGCGUCCGGGCGUACAAGGAGCUCCCCUCCAGCCACAGCAGUCUCCUGCACGGGCUCUGCGGGCUGUUCGAGGGAGUGCUACGAGGAGGUAGUGGCCCUGGAGCAGGCGGAGGACCGGGUUGCCAAGCUGGAGGAGGAGAACGCCAGCCUUCGGGAGCUGGUGGAAGACAUGAGAGCCGCCCUCCAGAGCAGCGACGCACGCUGCCUGGCACUGCAGGUGGGACUCUGGAAGAGCCAUGCCAGUCACAAGCAAGAUGGCAACUGCUUUCCUGGGCCCAGGAUGCUGUCAGGCCAUGGGACCCCCCAGCCCACCAAAGACCUACAGAGCAUGCUAAAGGAAGUGGAGCUGAUCCGGAGCUCCAGGGAUGGUCAGAUCGAAGAGGCGAUUCAAGUGAAUCAGGAAUUGGCCAAGGAGUUAAGGCAGUGCCAGGAGGCCCUGGCGGCCUCUGAGGACUGUAACCGCCACCUCAAGAAGGAGCAGGCAGAAAUGAGGAAGAAAGUGGAAGAGGCCAGGCAGGCAGUACUGAGCGGCCUGGGGAAAGUGAGGGAGCUGGAAGCCCAAGCCACCCAAGUCCUACAUCUACAGAUGUGCGUCCAGCAGCUGGAAUUAGAGCUACAGUAUUACAGGUCAGAGAUCAGGAAACUACCAAGCCCGCUGAAUGACCAGAAAAUGCCACGAGAAGAUGGUGAGUCAGAAACUGGAAGAGCUUCCUGUCCUGGGCAGCCGGACGGAAUCUCUCCCCCUGAAGGGGCAGCGGCUGCAGAAGAUGGUAUGAGCUGCAGAUAUGCUGACGAAGGAGGUGAGCAGCUGUUCCGCUCCGUGGAGGGUCAGGCAGCCUCCGAUGAAGAGGAGGAAAAGUGGCCGGGGGAGCAGCAGACUCAGGUGGCCGAAGUGAAAAGGCUACUGGCCCGUAUUUCGAGCUGUGGGAGCGGAUGUGAUGACAAAACAGCAAAGAAGCUCAUGUCUUACUUCGGCCACUUUGGCAGUGAUGAACACACCAGCGCCCUGGGGGAGCUGGGAGAGCAGAUUGUCACCCUGACGGAGCAGCUGGGCAACAUGGGGCAAGACGUGAAGGUGCUUGACACUGGGGAUCAGGAGGGACAGCUCUUUGGGACAGGAAUGAGGAGACAUUUGGAAAAGAAGGUGAAGGAGCCACUUCUUCUCAGUGAAAUUCAGCAGAAGGCUGAGGAGAGUGAGCUUCUGAAGAUGGAGUUACAGAUGCUUGAGACGGAGCGAGUUCGGCUCUCCCUGGUGGAAGAAAAGCUGAUGGAUGUCCUUCAUCUUCUCCAGAGGCUUCGGGAUUUGAACAUAUCAAAAAGAGUCUUGGGGAAAAUGUUGCUGAACACCUUGGAAUCCUGUCAGGACCCCCAACAUGAAUUCAAGUGGGUUCCUGGGGAUGAUUUGGAUGGCUCAGGCUCUCAAAGAAUCUUCCCAGAGAAGUUUCAACUGAUGCCUAGAUGUUUUCCCCACAAAUUUCACAGAAUUGCCGAUUUCAGAGUUGGAAGAGAAUUCAUCAACCAUCUAGACCAAUCCAUAGCCACAAAAGAACCCCAGCUACAGCUCUACUGUAUCACAUAUUUGACCUGAGAACUCAGAUGCUCCAAUAAUUAACACUUGAUCUCUCCAAAGAAGAAACAUUCAAAGCAAUCCUGCUGACUUUAGAGAUGAGUUUAGUGGAUUCGGUUAAGACUUUGGUCAAGUCAUGCCUUGGUUUCUUUAUUUGUAACAUGAAAGGGUCAGACCAGGUCCUAUCUCUCUUCACUUUCUCUCCAUGGUUCCUACCAGCUUCAAACCAAGGCUAUUCUGAGAUCCAGCUCUCAGUCUACAAUCCUAUGAUCCCCACUUCCUCCAAAAGAGGUUAUAGCUUCCCAUUUUGCCCUCAUAUGUAGGCAGACCAUGGAAUGAGUAAAUAUUACCACAUUGAAAACAGAAAUGUAGAUAUAACUGUAGUGAGACCAUGGACCUACUCCCCCAACAUAUAUGCACACUGGCAGGUGGGGUUCCCAGAGCAUGGCUAACUACAUCUCUCCCUCAGGGUCCUGGGUACCCCCUAGGGGCAUAGAAGUCUUCUAAUGCUAUUGGAUUGAGCUCCCACCCAAUGUGUUCCACCCGGUAUCAUCACCAGUGAUUAGUGAUCAUUUUACCCUUGUAUUGAUACCUCCUCAACAUCACCAAUAAGCAAUUAAUAUCAAUUAGCUUUUAUAAAGGGAUAUAUACUGAGAAGAUAGAGCAAGCACAAAAGAAUAAACACAUUACCCUGAAUCAAGGCACACUAUCCCCUCUGCCACUUUGGGCUCUGGGUGAGUUCAAGCUCAAAGUGACUGUUACUAAAAAGUCUCUCUAGAAGUUGACUUCUGGGUGUGACACAGCCCUGGAAAAUACACUCCCCUGCCUGCAAGAAAUGGCAUGUCGGCCGCCAGGUAGAUUCACUGCUGGGCUGGCUUACACAGGUUGUUCUUGGAGCUGCAUUUGUAUUGGCUGUGGCCUUUGUGGCAGUCUCCCCCUCUCUACACAUUUGGUGGCUCCUCCAACCCUUUGAAGGCCACAAGAUCACAGCCUGGUCCACUCCAUCUCAAUACUCAUUCCCCUAAAAGCAAAGAGGAACAAAGACACAAAGGUGUCGUGUGUUCUUGGCUUUGCGGCCACCCAGAUAGGAAGGAAGAUGGCACCAGCAGCCAUUCUUGACUUGAUCACCACCAUGAAAGUAAGUCAUUGUUCUGUUGACUUUUCUAUUCACCCACUAGUUUUAGCUCAGCAGCCAAUUAAAACGUCUUCACUACAUUUACAUUACAACUAUAGUUGUAAUAGAAUCAAUAUCUACCAACAUUCCCCCAAAACUGUAUUAGCCUUCAAAUCCAGCCUCAGACUCAUAAUACUUACUAGCUGUGUGACCCUGGGAAAGUCACUUAACCCCAUUGCCUAGCCAAAAAAAAACUGUAUUAGCCCAUGCCUCCUACCCUGAUAUGAGAGAGAUUAGCUUUCCCCAGAACCUUAUUGCUUCAUGCUUCUUUCCCCACCACCUCCAAUAUGGGGUAACCUCAAGUCUCUCCUAUGACAGGGAUUAGCUUUCCCUAAAAGAAGUCCAAGCUAUCCACAGGACCUAAUUGACUCAACUUGCCUGACUCAGCUUCCUGGUCACCCAAGGGCAUAAAAGUCUCAGCCACGUGAGGCUCCUCAAACUAGGUGAGUGCCUGAAACCAUGAGAGUCUCCAUACUCUGCUGACCAGAUGCAUUUCCAUAAGGAGGUGAGGGAAGCUAUGCAUACUAAAGAUGAAGAUAAGUUCCACUGGAUCUUUGCUGUGUUAGGGCAAAGUAAACUUCCUUUUUUAUUAACUGUUCAGUGACUUCCUAGUGCCUCGUUUCAUCCCAAAAUCAAACCUGAAUUAAGAGAGUCCUGGUGUUAGAUACCUCAGCCCCUUUUACAACAGGAAUCAGAAAUUAAAUAGUCACAGAAUGCCUAUGCAUGCUCUUAACUGGGGACAGAAUCUCUCCUUUACAUGUCAUCAUUCACUUCCAGAAGCAUGCUCACCAAACUUCCCAUAUGGGUUGACAGCAGGCAGAGCAAAACUGCUCAUUCACUGCAGAUUUCCACCCCCAUACACACUAGCUCCCAUCACUAGUUAAAUGGCAAAAAAUGGAGAACACCUAUAUGUAAAUAAACUAUGAAAGACCAGACAAUAUCUAGGACAGGGAUUCUUAAUCUUUUUUGUGUUAUGAACCCCUCUGGCAACCUUUGGGGAAGCCUAUAGACCCCUUCUCAGAAUAAUGUUUUUAAAUGCAUAAAAAAAUACGUAGGAUCACAAAGCAAAUCAGUACUAUUGAAAUAAAGUUAGAAUUUUCCCCAUCCAUGUUUAUGGAUGUCCCCCCGCCUGAAUCUAUGAAAUUAAGAAUCAGUGGUUCCUAGUGGGUUCUAGGAUAAUUUGAAAGAUUUGGGAAGGAUAAUUGUUCUGUGAAGUAAUGCAUGAAUUAAGUUCACCUUUCUCAGA